AUGACCAGCGCUGGGUCAAUAAAUAGCAUAGGGCUCGCGUGCUUGUUCGACGCCCACGCGCUUCGAUGGCGACUCGUGAAGCUGCGACACGAAGGGCCAGGCGGAACCGCUGACCGGGACGCGUGCAGCCGGCGCAGCAGGUGGCAUGAUGACUGCUCUUCGGAAGAGCCGCGCUGCGCGGAGAGACUGUGGACCACGGACGACAUGCCGCGCCUUGACAUGGACGAAACGGAUGAACCGCCGCGCCGUCACGCGCACGAUCCGUCGCGCGCGGAGACCUGGGCAAGAGGUUCUGACUCCUCCCUUUCCCACCCGCCACCUUCGCCCUCGCCACCACCGCCUGCACUCGCGGGCGGAGCAGAUUCAGAUGUGGGAGCAGCAGCAACGGACUCGACAGCAACAGCAGCAGAAGCAGCGGCAGAGGGGCGGUAUGCAGCCCCGUUCCUAGUGGAUGAGCUGAUGGGCAAGGAGCAGCUGAGGCGCGUGACGACGAUAAAGGACUGGGGCUACUACUACUGCAGCCACAACUGCGACGACCCCGAAUCGUCUCGCCCCGAAAUCGACCCGGAUUAUGUCUCGCCCCUUCCGCCCCUGGAUGCCUUGCGCUCGCGUCUCGAGCAGCUGCUGUCGCGACGCCCGCAGCACGUGAGCGCGCUUCACAUGCCCGUGACUGUCGACUUCUGCUCAGGCUGGACGUGGCAGAUUAGGGAAAUGAUGGGCUUGGCGCGCUCAUGCGUGAACCUGCGGUCGCUGCACCUUGUCUCUGAGCCGCCAAGACACGCCUCGUGCCCGAUCCACCUGGACAAUCCCAGCGAUUGGGGAUGGAAGAAGCAAGCUCAGGCGGAGCAGAUGAGGGAGCUUGUAACGAGUUGUCCGCAGCUACGCUCACUGCACUUCAUCCUCGGUAGCAACAACUACCUCACAAUGAGUGAAGACGUAGCUGCCUUGCUCUCCCGUCUCGGACACCUCUCCCUGCCUCUCUCCGACCUCCCGCCUUACCUCCUGCCCCACCUCUCCUCCCUCCGCUCCCUCCGUCUCUCCCUCUCUGCUCCCCACCAUCCCCUCCUCUCCGCUCGUCCCUUCCACUCUCUCUCCCGCCUCUCCCUCCUCCACCUCUCCCUUGGAACCCCCACCACCCCUCUUUCUGAGCCUCUCUCGCCGGACCUGUUUGCUGGGCUCGGACCGAGCCUGUCGUCCUUGACGUUCCUAGUGUGUACAAAGCCAACAGGGGCGGAGGGGAAGAGGAGGAAAAGGCGUGGUGAGAGGGCGCAGGGGGCAGGGGGUAGGGGUGGGGGGAUAGAAGAAAGUGUGGGAGGAAGAGGGGAGGAGGAGGAGGGAGGCGGAUGGGUGGGGGACGCGUGGGGAGGGGAGGACUCGGUGGUGGGGUGGCUGCCUGCCUCGCUGUGGUCGCUCACGCGCCUGCAGCAGCUCACCACCAACGUGGGAGGCGAGUGGCACUGCACGGGCCUCAACGCCCUCUUCGCCCCCCACGAUUCUACCCACCCGCACCAGUGCCACCGGCAGUGCCUAACCUCCCUCCCCAACCUGACCUCUCUCUCCCUCCUCGCUCACUGCACCUUCCCUCCAUGCCUCUCCUCCCUCUCCUCCCUCACUCUCCUCUCCAUCCCCCUCGCCUCCCCUCUCCAAACUCCCGCUUCUCUCGCGCUCUUCUCCCACUGGCCCCGUUUGUCUCAUCUGCACGUCAAUGGUGAGGGUUCCGCCGAACCAACAUUUUUCCACACCGAACCUGCAUCUGGUCACACCGAACCUGCAUCUGGUCACACCGAACCUCCCCUGUGCCCCGAAGCAGCCCCUUCAUCAGCCUCCCUCCGCCACGUCACUCUCACGGGGAGAGCAGGCGUCAUCCCAUUGGCGGUGUGGGGGCGGCUGUGCCCUCAGCUGCAGUCGCUCAAGAUCCACGGCUCUCCUUUCGUGGCCGUGCAAGGAUGGGGGGAGGCAUCUGGGGAGGCGAGGGUGGAGGGGGAUGUAGGGAAGGGCGCAUGUGGUGCAGCAGCUGCGUGCUUCUUCCCUUUCCUUGAAGAGCUUGUGCUCCACAAUGUGAGCAGCCAUGCGGGCUCUCACACAGGGCAAGGGCACUCAAGACCAGAGCACACUGGCCCGCAGCAACCGCAGCACACGCUCGCAUUCAUGGGCGUGCUGCCACGCCUGACCCACCUGGCCAUCCAUGACACCCGAUGGCCUUCCCAUCCCCAAAUGCACGCACCCACCAUCCUGCCGCACCUCCUCCCCAACCUCACCUUCCUGCGGAUCCACUCCCCCCCACGUGCCCCCCUGCCCGUGCUGCCCCACCUGCGCACGCUCAUAGUGGGGUCCUACCCGCACUCCUCGCGCUUCCUCGCGUCGCUCGCCCUCUUCCCCGCCCUCACUGCCCUCCGCAUCUUCAACCUCUCCAUGCACAACUACCACUCCGCCCUCUCCUGCCCUCCCCACCUCACAUCGCUCCAAAUCUGCCAAUCCCACACUCCCCUCCUCCCUGACUGCCUCCGCCUCUUCUCCUCCCUCACUCGCCUCCACCUCUUCCAGUGUACCCCGCUCCGCGCCCUCCCCUCCUUCCUCUCCACCUUCUCCUCCCUCACUCACUUCUCCUUCAACCGUGGCUACUACCCUGUCGUGGUGCCUGUGGGGCUCCAAGGGUAUCUGCAGGGGAGAGGCUGGGCGCGAGAGCAGGAGGAAGAGCAGAAAACGAAGGGGAAACCGAAGAAGAAAAGGGAGAUUGAGGAGGAGAGGAAGAGGAAGAUGAGAUUUCAGAGUGUUUUUGAGGGAUCGGUGUUGAGUGAGGUGCAGAAGGAGGAACAGAGGGAGUGGUGGCGACAGGUGGGGAGGAAAGAGGAAGAGCAGUGGGAGUGGAGAUGUGAGGGUGUAAGAGGAGAGGGGCAGGACGCGCAGCAGCAGCAGCAGCAGCUGCAGCAGCAACAGCAGCAGGAGGAGGAAGAGUGGCGGCAGGAGGCGGAGCAGGGAGGGGAGUUGGUGCAAGGGGUACAGGAGGUGGAGCAGAGGUGCUACAGCAGCGGCAGAACAGCAGCAGCAGCAGCAGCAGCAGCAGCAGCAGCAGCAGCAGCAGCAGCAGCAGCAGCAGCAGCAGCAGCAGCAGCAGCAGCAGCAGCAGCAGCAGCAGCAGCAGCAGCAGCAGCAGCAGCAGCAGCAGCAGCAGCAGCAGCAGCAGCAGCAGCAGCAGCAGCAGCAGCAGCAGCAGCAGCAGCAGCAGCAGCAGCAGCAGCAGCAGCAGCAGCAGCAGCAGCAGCAGCAGCAGCAGCAGCAGCAGCAGCAGCAGCAGCAGGAGCAGGAGCAGGAGCAGCUGCAGCAGCAGCAGCAGCAGCAGCAGCAGCAACAGCAGCAGCAGCAGCAGCAGCAGCAGCAGCAGCAGCAGCAGCAGCAGCAGUAGCAGCAGCAGCAGCAGUAGCAGCAGCAGCAGCAGUAGCAGCAGCACUCACGGAAGCAGCAGUGCCGACAGCAGCAGCACGCAGCUACCAUGGGAGCGGUCACAGCAGGAUAAGCCACCACGAGACGAGAGCUGCAGCAGCAGCAGCAGCAGGUGUCAACGGUUCUCCUCUCUUCUCCUCCGCGUGGCUCACCUCUGACUCUCCCUUCUGGGUCAUCCACUCCUCCCCCACCUCCCCCUUCUCCCUGCUAACCUCCUCCCGCCCUCACUUCACCCUCCCCCCUCCCAUCACCCCCUGCUCCCUCUCCUCCUGCUUCACCCACUAUAUAAACAACGAGGAACACCUCUCCCCCGUCUGGUUCGCCUCGCUCCCCUCCCCCUCCUCCCUCGCGCACACCCUCGCCCACUACCCCAACCUCGCUACGCUCGCCCUUCCCCUCGUCUCCACCACGGCCUGCCCCCUCCGCCCCUCCCAUCUGCGCUCGCUGCUCGCUGCUGCUGCUGCUCUCCCUGCUCUCACCUCCCUCUCCUUGCUCCUGGAGCUCGGCUUCUUACCUGAAUACAGGUGCGGAUAUGGGCGGCAGGACUGGCAGGACGACUGGUGGGAGGCUGCUGGAACGGAGGCAAACCAGGAGAUGGAGAGGGGGCUGUUUGCCGUGCUGAAGAGAUGCCGGGGACUCAAGCAGCUGCACCUUCAAGGGGAGACCCUCACGAACCGCCUCAAACUCCCUGACUCACUCUUCCUCCGCUGCCCACAACUCACCGCCCUCUCCCUCCCUCUCUCCCGCCUCCCCUCCUCCCUCCUCCUCCUCUCGCGCCUCACCUCCCUCGCCCUCGCCCUCCCAGCAGAAUCCAUGCCUCCACAGCUCUCCCUCCCCUCCCCCUUCGCCCACCUCCGCUCCCUCCACUCGCUCGCCCUGCACGUCCCAAGCACCCUCAGCCGCUUCUACCACCCUGAGGAGGGCAGCAGCUGGAGCAGCGUCUCUGGCGACCUGCUGCUGGGGCUGCCCUCGUGCCUCUCCGCCCUCUCCCUGCACCUCCCCAUCUCCACCAUGCCCUCUUCCUUCUCCUGCCUCACUUCCCUCACUCGCCUCGACACCAACCUCUGGAUUCCGGGACUGGAUGAUGAUGAUGAGGAGGAAGGGGUGGGAGCGGAGGAGGAUGAGGAGGAGGAGGGGGAGGAGGAAAGGGUGGGAGAGGAUGAUGGUCAUGAUGGUGAUAAGGAGGAGGAGGAGCGGAGCAACGGGUUUGCCAACGCAGGCACUGAUGAGAGACUGCUGCCUUUCUGCAACCUCACCUCCCUCUCUCUCUCCCACUACCGAUCCUUCCCCUCUCUCAUUCCCCAUCUCACCGGCCUCACUUCCCUCUCCCUCCCAUCCCUCUACUGCGCAAUCGACCUCUCUCGCCUCACUCGCCUGGAGGACCUCUUCCUCUGCUGCGACAGCCGCUGCGAGAGUGGUGAAUGGUGGGCGCCUGUGUUUCCCAAGCUCAAGGUGCUUCAGCUGCUGGCCAACUCAGGCCCCUCUUCCUAUGUCGAGAUGUCGCUCUUCCCUGCCCUCGAACACAUGGCACUAGCUGGCAAUCGUUACGUGGCCUGGGAGGUGGAGAGUGGCUUCUCUGCCAACCUGCGCUUCCUGCACUUGGACUGUGCAAAGCUGUCGGGGUUUGAGAGUGAACCUCAGCUGACGCAGCUGACGGCGCUCACCACUCUGGUGGUGGACAACGCUGACUGCCGGGACUUCCUUGCAUGCCUCUCCUGCUUCUCCUCCCUGCACACCCUCCGCCUCUCCAACAUCAACAGAGGCUGCUCUCAGCCCUAUCUUACGUGCCCGCCUCGCCUCUCCACGCUUCAAAUCUGUCGCUGUGACCUGCCGCACCUCCCAUCCUCGCUGCUCAAAUUCUCCCGCCUCACUCGUCUCGACCUCCUCCACUGGCGCCGCUUGCACUCUCUCCCGCCUUUCCUCUCCACCUUCACGUCGCUCCGCCAUUUCAGACUCACCUCCGAUGGCCCCAUGCCCCGAGUGCCUCCGUGCGUGGAAGAAUUUCUCAAGGGCAGGGAAUGGUACAACCAUUCUCCUUGUGAUGGCAGCUUUGAGGAUUGA
This is a messenger RNA of Closterium sp. NIES-65, 5502 nucleotides long. Lineage: Eukaryota; Viridiplantae; Streptophyta; Zygnematophyceae; Desmidiales; Closteriaceae. The record is from the annotation of a GenBank genome assembly.